This is a messenger RNA of Eptesicus fuscus (big brown bat), 1494 nucleotides long. RefSeq names its product coagulation factor X (gene F10). Gene Ontology annotation, cellular component: extracellular region. Gene Ontology annotation, molecular function: serine-type endopeptidase activity; calcium ion binding. Lineage: Eukaryota; Metazoa; Chordata; Mammalia; Chiroptera; Vespertilionidae. The transcript has 8 exons. Bases 13 to 1494 code for a protein of 493 amino acids. Gene Ontology annotation, biological process: proteolysis; blood coagulation. The record is from RefSeq and is a predicted model, not a curated record.
CUAGGCCACACCAUGGCCGGCCUGCUGCGCCUCCUCCUGCUCAGUGCCUCCCUGGCCAGCCUUCUGUCGCCCGGGGGAAGUGUGUUCAUCAACCGGGAACGUGCCAACAGCAUCCUGGACAGGGUCAGGAGGGCAAAUUCAUUAUUUGAAGAGAUGAAGAAAGGAAACCUUGAAAGAGAGUGUGCGGAAGAGACUUGCUCCUACGAAGAGGCCCGAGAAGUCUUUGAGGACACGGAGAAAACGAAUGAAUUCUGGAAUAAAUACAAAGAUGGUGACCAGUGUGAAAGCAGUCCCUGCCUGAAUCAGGGCAGGUGCAAGGACGGCCUCGGGGAAUACACGUGCACUUGUCUGGAAGGAUAUGAAGGCAGAAACUGUGAAUUACCCAUGCGAAAAUUCUGCAGCCUGGACAACGGGGACUGCGACCAGUUCUGCAGAGAGGAGCAGAACUCCGUGGUGUGUUCCUGUGCCAGCGGGUACAUCCUGGACGACAACGGCAAGUCCUGCAUCUCCACAGAGCCUUAUCCCUGUGGGAAACUCACUCUGGCACCGAGGAGGAGGAGGUCGGUGCCCCAGGCCGCCCACAGCAGCGAGGAUCCCCCUGAAGACGGUGGAGACCUGGAUCCCACCACGAACCCUUUUGGUGGAGACCUGGAUCCCACCAAAAACCCUGUCGACCUGCUGGACUCCAAUAACACAGAGCCGAAUUCUGCAGAGGAGGAGAACACACUUGUCAGGAUAGUGGGAGGGAGGGACUGCAAAGAUGGCGAGUGUCCCUGGCAGGCUCUGCUCAUCAAGGAGAACAAUGAAGGCUUCUGUGGAGGCACCAUCCUGAAUGAGUUCUAUGUCCUCACUGCCGCUCACUGUCUUCACCAAGCCAAGCGAUUCAAGGUGAGGGUAGGCGAUCGAAACACGGAGAUUGAAGACGGCAACGAGAUGGUGCACGAGGUGGAGAUGAUUAUAAAGCACAACAAGUUUGACAAGAAGACCUAUAACUGUGACAUCGCCGUCCUCAAGCUGAAGACGCCCAUCAACUUCCGCAUGAACGUGGCCCCCGCUUGCCUGCCGGAGAAAGACUGGGCCGAGUCCACGCUCAUGACGCAGAAAUCAGGCAUCGUGAGCGGCUUCGGGCGCAUCCACGAGAAGGGCCGCACGUCCGUCACCCUCAAGAUGCUGGAAGUGCCCUACGUGGACAGGAACACGUGCAAGCUGUCCACCGGCUUCAGCAUCACCCCAAACAUGUUCUGCGCUGGCUACGACUCCAAGCUCGAGGAUGCCUGCCAGGGGGACAGCGGGGGGCCCCAUGUCACCCGGUUCAAGGACACCUACUUCAUCACGGGCAUCAUCAGCUGGGGAGAAGGGUGUGCACGGAAAGGAAAGUUCGGGGUCUACACCAAAGUCACCAACUUCCUCAAGUGGAUCGAGAGGUCCAUGAAAGCCAAGGCCAGGCCCCAGGGUGAGCUGGGGGUCACUGCCGCUCCCCUGUCAUUAGAUUGA